GUUGCGCGCUGCUGACAAUUUGCAUUCACCUCCCCCAUAAACUCUGACUUCCUUCAAAUGAUUAGGUAUGAUGGCUACAGUUGACCUUGAGCCUGGUGAUACCCUGGUCUCCGUUCCCAAGAAUAUCCUGAUAACAGCUUCAGAAGUGGCGAAGCGACUCAAUGUGGGACAUCAGCUAGACUCUAACCAGCUGCUGGUGCUUGAGAUAUGCCGUUUGAAGCAGCAAGGCGCAAAAAGCUCAUGGUGGCCCUACGUCCGUCUAUUACCUCAAGACUUCAACACUAUGCCCGUCACUUAUCCUGAAGAUGUUUUGAAAUCAGCUUUGCCUCCACAUCUGACUGCGGAGAUACAAGAGCAAAAAGCCAAGAUCGACGCCGACUAUCGACAUGUAGUACAGUAUUCAAAGAAUACUUCUCUUGGUGUUGAGGAUAUAGAUUACAAAGAAUUCGAAUGGGCAUGGCUAUGUGUGAAUACACGAUGCAUCCAUUUAGGGAUGGAGGAUAGAUCGAUUGUGGGUGGGAACAUUGCCCUAGCGCCAAUGCUGGACUUUUUGAACCACAAGAGUGACGCACAGUUUGAAUGUGGUUACAAUCGCAAAACCCAAUCGUUCGAUAUUCGGACGCUUAUGCCUUACCGCCGUGGCCAGCAGGUAUUCUUUCAGUAUGGCGCCCAUGAUAAUGCGUUUCUCCUAAAGGAGUACGGCUUUGUUGUGGCGAACAACCCGUACAGCGCAAUCAAUCUAGACGAUCAAAUGUCAAAAUUGUUUGCAAGGCUACGAGUGAGCGGAAAAUUCGGCGCUAUGAAACUCAAGAUGUUGGAAGAGAAUGGUGAUUACACCAUUCGGAGGAACGACAUCUCGUUCCGAACACUGACAGCACUUCGGUUGAUAAUGGCUACCGAUAAAGUACAGUGUUCGGCUUGGCAGCGUUGUCUUUUGGGAAGUCAAGAUAUAAUUAGCGAGGAGAUCGAGCAGCAAGUUGGCCUGCUUUUGGGAGAUAUGUGCGCCAACACUGUAAGGCGGUCAGAGCGGGCUUUGGAAUACCUGCAGAAUUUAAAGCUACAAGAAUCUUCGGAAUUGAUGGUCGAUUCUUUCGCUGCCCUGUUUCUUGAAACUCUGUGGAAAGAAUACAUAAGUAUUGGCCAGGCUGCACAAAUAGAAUUGAUACCCGGUUUGCUUACAUCCAGCAACUCAUGAUAGACAUGGACUAUAUGUCAUGAUAAUAAAUAAGAAGAACAAAAAAUAAAUAACAAAGUUUCCAAAUGAGAUCUCCCAAGCGAAGUAAUCAGAAUAUGGAGGCGUUAGGAUCGAUCGCGGCUUCAUGUUGGACGUCAUACAGAGUUUGGAACACACAACGCAUGGUGUAGUACACGGACUCAGCGGAACUGUCGGAAUGGACGGCGUAUGCGAUGAAAAAUACUUAGUGUGUAUCACAUAUCUGGGUCCUAGCCAAGUACAUUAACUGGAUGGUGGUGUUGGAGACAGUUUGCUGCCAAUCAACAAAUUUUGCGCAGAGCUAUUUUG
This is a messenger RNA of Umbelopsis ramanniana AG, 1522 nucleotides long. RefSeq lists its product as uncharacterized. Bases 68 to 1195 code for a protein of 375 amino acids. The record is from RefSeq and is a predicted model, not a curated record. Gene Ontology annotation, biological process: peptidyl-lysine trimethylation; peptidyl-lysine monomethylation. Gene Ontology annotation, molecular function: protein binding; protein-lysine N-methyltransferase activity. The transcript has 9 exons. NCBI's taxonomy places the organism in Eukaryota, Fungi, Mucoromycota, Umbelopsidomycetes, Umbelopsidales, Umbelopsidaceae.